AUGUCGGGAGAUUCGAAUAUCGGUGCAUGGAUACAAUUUGCAAAGCUUACCGCGGCUGCGGGUGAAAUGGCCCCAUUUCCGUACAUCAAGGGUGUUGCAGGGUGUAUCGCGUCAAUUCUUGAGGUCAUUGAGUUAGCUGGCAAGAACAAUGAGGACCUUCAGGACUUGGCAGAGAGCAUUGGAACGACAAUACGAAUCAUCAAGGAAACUGUUCAAGCGCACGGUGAUACGAGCGCGACAUGUUUCCACGAUGUAUGUAUGGAGCUUCAGGCAUACCUGGAGAGUUUAAUUGCUGAAAUAAACACCACUCGAUGCAAUUUGAAGUCCAAAAGGAUUACACGAUUCCUGAAAACGAAGAAGGUUUCCGGUGCUAUCGAUGGAUACAAACAGCGAGUGAACAACAUUAAGGCGGAUUUCCUUGUUCUGGUUACUACCGAUGCAAGGCACGCGAUAUCUGAGAUGCGGGAUGCACUGAGUACCACUGUCCAAUCUCAAGCUCACUGCAUUCGAGGCGAGAUACGUUCCUUGGGUGAUAUCCAGAAGGAAAAUGUGGCCCAGAUUUGUGAGAAGCUUCAGGAUCUGAAAGGAGAUCAUAAAGGACAGGUUCGAGAACUUUCCCAGUGGGAGAUCUAUGUAGGAAGGGCCGUGUCUCCUUGGCAUCGCUUUGGCCCUGUAUACGAAGACAGAUACUGCACAGUCGAGAGCAGCAGCUCAGCAAAAAUCAUUCGUGUAUACCAACAUUCUCAUCAUAAUAAAGAAGUUAUACUGAAACAAUUCAAUGAUGAUGCAGAUGCUUUGAUUAAUAUAAAGCACCCAAACAUCGCACAAAUCUUUGGCAUCUGCAGAUCACCAAACUUUCCAGCCAUCAUAUUUCAUGGUACCACCCAGAUCUCUUUCUAUGAUUAUGAAAGUAAUUUGACUGCAAAGCAAUUUGUACGAUUCUAUAUCCAACUGUUCUAUGAUUUAGAGUCAGUCACAGAGUAUUUGUCCAGGCACUACACCCUUCCUGAUCUGGGAGGCCUGGUAAAUCCAAGUCCUAUCCAGCUCAAUGAACAUGGGCAAAUUGUCAUGACACCUACAGUAUCUAACUUGUAUGGCAUUGGGGUUUCUUUUGUGUAUAUCUCUGAUAUACUAUGGAACCACAUCAAUCUCUGGGUCUCACUGACCAGGGAGCCACUUCUCAGCCAAAUCAACAGAUGGUCCUCAUCGCUGACUUUGCAAAAGGACAAUUUAUGCAAUGUGUAUGAUGCCAUCAAACACAUCAUUUGGUCUAAACAUUCUUCACUCUUCCAUCCACAAAAUCAACCUUAUGCACCAGGUAGUGUAUUGACCUCAUCCAGGGGGACUUUGGUGGGCAGAGUCCAGGCUAGAUUAGACAAAUGGGAGGUGUACUGGGAAGGUCACACUAUACUUUCGUUGCCCUCGACAAACAAUGGUUCAGUAAUGGUUCCUUUACCGUAUGCUGGGACUCUGUCCUAUUAUGCUGAGAUCCAGUCACAUUCAUUUGACGGGAUUUUGAAUUCGUGGAUUGCGCAAGCUUCCCAACUACAAUCUUGUAUCCACUCCAGGGAUCAUGUUGAUGAUGACGAGCUACUUCUAAUAGACAAAAUACACUUUAGCCUAUCUGUCAUACCAGAAGAGAGGUAUGACCCUUUUCGUCUCUGCAAUACAUUCAUGGCUGAAGACCAUCACACACUCUCAUUGUUAAUAAGCACUCCCUCCAUUGAUUAUCAGACCAACAAGGUGUCCUGGCAGGCUGUCUUCACAUGGUUCUAUGAUGGGGACUCAGAAAUGUCUUCAGUUGAAGUAGAGGAAGUUUUUGGUGUGAAGCUUUCUACAUGGGAGGUUUCAUGGAGACAGCCUUUCUCUAAAAUGGUGCUUACAACCAUACCCAAGUUGAAUGCCGACUAUAGAUUCAACCCAGCCUGUGGUGGUGCAGAUGUCUGUGAGUAUUUUGGGUGGCCGCUCAUGGAGAUCCUCGACAUUUCCACAGGAGAUUGGAUGCCUUUAAAUGGCACUGUAUCCAAGCUGGCAUCAGUCAACCUGGAUGAUGGGCAUUGUUCCUUGAGCAAGAAGACCACCUCUUCACUGGGUAAUGCACUAGAGGGAGCACAUGUUGAUGAAGUGUUGACUGAGAUGGAGAAUGCUACUCCUGUGCAAACCAGAGACUUGAAAAUGAGCCAUGGCUCACUGGUGUUCAUUGUAAUGUUUACUGCUAUCAGUACCAUUCUGCUAUCCUUUGUUAUUCAGACCUAUGUGUAG
Desarmillaria tabescens is the source of this 2262-nucleotide messenger RNA. RefSeq lists its product as uncharacterized. The coding region runs from base 1 to 2262 and encodes 753 amino acids. NCBI's taxonomy places the organism in Eukaryota, Fungi, Basidiomycota, Agaricomycetes, Agaricales, Physalacriaceae. The record is from RefSeq and is a predicted model, not a curated record. The transcript is spliced from 14 exons.